AGCCUGCAGUGUUACACUGCGACUCUACGUCUGCUAUGAUAAACAGAUAGCAUCAUUUUUCUCAAGACUUUUAACGGUAUAUUGACAAAUUUCUGAUUUGAACAAGUUCUUCACUCCUCUCGACAAAGAAAAUAAAGAUGAUAUCAAGCUCAACAAAAGCGUUUCUUUGGUCUCUUAUAAUCCUGUCUAUUUGUGGGCAAAUAGUAAAUGGAAAUGACGACAUAUCAAUCUGCAAGAAAAGCUUAGAGACACUAAAGGAUAACGUGGAAGAAUGGAUGGAAACCUGCGUUGAUAAAGAUGGCAAUGACGAUAACACAACUGCAUGCAAGGAAGUAAAACAAUACAACAAAGAAAUGAUGCAAAUGCAAACAGAAAUGUGUUUUUACGAAGAAUUUUAUCCAAAGCCAUAUUUGAUUAUUAUGAGCUUUGAUAAAGUAUACACUGUCGAUUCUAUUACUGGAGAUAUUCAUGUCAGCUCUAUUAAUGGAUCCAGUAAGAAUAAAUUUGACCAUGCAUCAAGAUAUAAUGACAUCGAAAUUGAUGUAGUUGAGAAUGUGCUUUACUACAUUGAUGACAAAGACAUCAAACGAGGAAAUUUUGACUUGACUAGAAACGAAAUUUUUGCGAAAAAUGUUUCUGCUCGUGAUAUUACAGUUGACUGGAUUGGUCGUCGUAUCUUUUACAUUGACUCCACAAACAUUAUCUACCAAAUUUGUUUGAAAAAGAAAAUUACAAGUGUUAUGAGGCUUCAACCAGGCUUACAAUUUUCCAGCAUUGCAUUUGACUCAAAACAUGGGUAUCUAUUCUUGGCAGAAAGUACAGAAGUUUUCUUAUGGUUAUGGAGCAUGACUGCAAAUAAACAUCAUAUUUUUUCAGUUUCAAUUCGGUCAAUAGCACAUGAUCUAACGCUUGACAUGGUCAAAGAGAAAAUUUAUUGGCGAGUUUCAAACGGAAAUGUUUUUUCUUGUGAUUACUACUCCCAUAAUGUAAUUGAUUUUGGAACUUCAGGAGGUCCCAUGGCAAUAUUUGGGGAUUUCAUUUAUAUCAUGACUAAUGUCGGAGGAAGUGUCGUUAGUGUCCAUAACACUACAGAUCAACGUACGAGGCGUAAAUUUUUUCUUCCUGUAAACAACGGUUAUCUUGAUUUGGCUGUAGCUAUACACGGUAUCACUCCUGACUUAAACGCGACAAAAACUUUUCGCUUUCCUUCAUGUGGACCCUACACAUACUAUCGUAAAAUUAAUGGAACAUUGAAUUGCACGUGUAUGGAAGGAUUUUCAGGAGAAUGUAACUCGUGCCAAGCCCCAGCUUUUUCAUCAUGUAAAGAAGCACAAAAAGAUAACAGUUCAACAGAUGGUGCGUACAUGAUAAAGACAAACACCUCACUUGGCUACAGCAAAGUAUUCUGCAAAAAAAUUAUAUCUGGUUGUUUUGGAGAAGGUUGGACACUAGUGAUGAAAAUUGAUGGGAAUAAGAAAACGUUCCAAUAUAAUUCAUCGCUUUGGAGCAACAAGGAGAGUUAUAAGACGGAAAAUGGUGAAACUGGAUUAGGUCAAAAUGAAACAAAACUUCCUACUUACUGGAGCACUCAAAUAAAGAAGAUGUGUGUUGGAAUGAAAGUAAACAGUAAAAUAAAAUUCAUAAGUUUUGAAAUACAAGCUGAGUCCUUAUACGAGCUCAUUGCAGACGGAAAAUAUAGGAAGACCACUUUGAGCCGUAGCCAAUGGUUGACAUUGGUUGAAAAUAGCUCACUUCAACAAUAUUGUGAUAGAGAAGGCUUUAACGUCGUUGGACUACGUGGUGGAGACGCUGAAGUAAAGCUUGGCAUUUUGGGAAAUAAUGAAAACGAAUGUAUUUCACCUGACUCUUUCAUUGGCUUUGGUGGAUCACAUGACUGUAAUUUUUGCGGCGUGAACAGCUGUGGUAAUUUUGUUUCUUGGAGUAGCAAUGACAAAAAUGUUCGAACAAUGGGAUAUAUUUUUAUUGCUUAGUUGUUGCAUUAAAGGCAUUGCUUGAUAUUUUUAUUUUUUAAUUUGUUCAUUCUUUAGAAAUACUGGAAUGAAUAAAGACUGAAUUAACUAAAAUAGAAAAUUCACGAUUUAUAGUCAAUACGUUUAACGCUGUAAAAGUUAUACAUUAUUAAAAUACAGAACAAAAUCUUGGAGCCCAAGAUGUUGCUGUAAAA
Messenger RNA from Xenia sp. Carnegie-2017, 2185 nucleotides. RefSeq lists its product as uncharacterized. Lineage: Eukaryota; Metazoa; Cnidaria; Anthozoa; Malacalcyonacea; Xeniidae. The transcript is spliced from 9 exons. Bases 138 to 1991 code for a protein of 617 amino acids. The record is from RefSeq and is a predicted model, not a curated record.